AUGCAUCAAAAAGUCAAUUGUCCGUGUGAAUAUCACAAGUAAUUAUUAUAACUAGUAUAUUUUUGAUGUAAUAUAAUAAAUAUAUUAACUAUAAUUAUUAUAAUAGACUAUGCGUUUAGUCAGUAUUUAUGAUGGCAAUGCAAAAAUAUUAAUACCAAACGUCACACGCCCUCAAAAUAACAUAUAGAAAUUAAUUACCACGAUCGUAUCAACACGUAAAACAUCUAGUAAAAUACCAUUAAAGUUUUAAAUCCGACAAGUGUUUAGAUUGAAUAAAAAACAAAAAUACUGGUUGUAAUACUGAAAUACCUUAAGAAGCCUGCCACUACAUAUUUUUCAUAAACGCGUUUUCGAAUUAUAAUGAUUUAAGUUUUAAAAACGAUUAAAUACAAAAAAACCAUAUUUUACGCGUUUAAUAUACAACAGCUAAUAGGUACUCAUAAACCAUAUAAAUAUUAUGAAUUUAUAACGUUUCGAUAUUACUUGUUAUUAAUAUUACACUUACCCGAACAAAAUACCAUAAUAAAUUUUAUUAAAUAAAAAUCAAAAAAAGAACUGAAUAUUGAUAUAUUACUGAUAUGCAUACAUAGGCGUGACUAGACUUCAUCCAAAGCGGCAGCAUAGCUAAUGACCGAUGCCACUUAAUUAAACUAAAAAAACCCUUUUAAAUAGGGGGGAAGGUUAGUCUCCCCCAAUUAAAUAUUUAUAUAAUUUUAAAAAGUCUGAAUUAUUUGUUUACAAUUAAUAAUGUACAAUAUUUUUAGUACUUUUAAAUUUAAUUACAGAAAUAUUAUUAAGGUCUGGAUUACGUCACCAUAUAGUUAAGUAAUUAACAAAAUAUAUGAUGUGUUAGUAUAUAGAAUAACGAAAAUGAUAGACUGAUAGGGAAUAACAUUUUGUUAUAAAAAAUGCAUAAGAAUUUUUUUUUUUAAUAAAAAGUUGUAAGCCACUAGACAUAAAAUUUGGUUGACCGGCACCUUUUGAAAAUUGCAGGGGCUGCCCAGGAACCCUAGGUUGACACCGUAAACACGCCUAUGUAUGUGUGACAUUCUUGUAGAUAUUUUAAAAGUUGAAUAGAAUAUAAGUAUUUAAUUUAUAUCUAUGCACAAUAAUAAAUCAUUGCUGACGAAAAACGAUUCUGAUCAUGUUUUGGAAACAUGUUUUGAAAUUCAAUAAUUUUAAAGAUUUUUGUCAAAUUUUGAAUGCUUAUAAAAAUAACUACUAUAUUAUGCUCAACUUUAUGUCUUACUACUAAAUAAAGCCCAUGAUAAACCUCAUGUUAAAUUGUCGAGCAUUUAACUAGCUUAACUAAAACAAAUUUAUCCAAAUAAUAUUAAUAAAAAAAAAAAUGAAACCUAAUAUUUCUGGCCUUGAAUUUUCAGGUUUUUCUAAGUCUGUUAUUCAGAAUACUUUUAUAAAAUAAAUAAAUUAUAUUCUCAAUAUACUAACUAGUUACAAUUUUCUUUUAGAAUAGAUUGUACGCGUUAACAUAAUGUUUUAAAACCUUUAUGUUAUCAUUUACGGUACUUAUACUCAGGCACGUGUACAAAAAAAAAUUCGUGGGUUCAUAAAAAAUGUACAAUAAUCAAUAUUUAUAAAAAAAAAUAUUAAAUUGAAAUAAAUAAAUUACACGACUAUUAAUUUUAAGAAGGGUUAACCCCCAAACCCCCCUGCAAACGAGCUUGCUUAUACCAAUUUUUUCGCGCAUUAUUGAAGUGGUAAAAUUUCAAAAAUAAUUUAAACUCAUGAUAUGUGAUUGAUUGAUGGGUUGUGUACAGCUACAACAUUAUAUUUACGAAUAGGUACUCAAAAAUAAUGAUUCAAUACAAUUUGAACGACGAAUAUAUUUGAUUCGCUACCUAUAGAUAUCUUGUAAUAAUAUAAUAUAGCAUUACCGUUAAUAAAUUGAAACGUAAAAUGGUUCAUUAAUGGUUUUACCGAGAAAUAUCAAAAUAUUCUUAAUACUAUUUACUUUACUGACGCGACGGUAUAAUAUUAUAUGUAUCGUGUUAUAAUAGUACGAUCAUAAUGGUACUGUCAGUUUUUAUCAUUGAAAUGACGCUAUAACCACAUUACUGCCUCAGUCUGAUUAAAGGUCAACAUACGAAUAUAGUGAAACUUUCUUACUUAGAUCGUAUACUGUAGCGUGUUUAAGAUGAAAUUCGAGUUGAACACAAAAUAAUAACGAAAUUUAAAGAAGAGUAUAUUUUCGAGAUUAGUACCUAUGUAGCUUUUUUCUGAAAUAUUGUCACAUAACAAAAUUAUAUAGAUAUUGUAGGUUUCGCUUUUUUUAAAUGGAAUCAGAAGUCUAAAAAUAUAUGAUCAAAUUAAAAAAAAGUUAAAACUAACAUGACGACCGUAAUAAUAUUUCAGAAAAAAAUCACGUAGGCUCUCGUAUAAAUACUCUCCUCUAUAAAUUUCAUUAUUCGUGUUUAAUCUUUAAUUUCAAUCUAAAUACUAUCAGUUGAUAUUUUAAUUAUAACGUAAUUUUUCCGUCUUACCAGUUAGUUCAAUUGAGAUAGUAAAUAUUAAGUAAUACUAUAUUCUUCUUUAUUAGUUUCGGUCAUUUCAGAACACAAUGCUAAUCAUCAGCUAAAUAAACAUACUACCAUCUAUCUCUAUUAAUCAUCUAACUCUACCUGCUGCCAAUUCCGUCCACUGACAAUUUAAAACUCUUACAUCCCUUUUAAUACAGUCUUCCCCAAUUACAGUUUAUUAAGAGAAGUAGCAUGAUUUUCGCCCAAAAAUAACCUUUUUCUUUUUGUCGAAAUAUAAUAAAUUAUUAGUUUUGUUCAAAUUAAAUACAUUUUAUUCGAGCGUGAUAGUAAGAACCCUUUUGAGAAAUUUAUAACAUAUAUUGUAUAUAUUGUAUAGACUAUAAUAUUAUAUUUUUGUUAAUAAAUUCGUGUUUACUUUAAUUAAAAAAAUUAAGAGAAUAUUCGUUAAGAAAUUUAUUUAAAUUGUACAGGAAUCAACGUGAAUUAAACAACAUUUUUGGCCGAAAUCGCAUUUACAGAAAUUUGUCGGCAGAUGAAGUCAACGGAGUUUGCAAUAUUAUUGGAAAAUAUUAUCAGGAUCAAGUUACAUUGUAUCAUAUUAAGAAUUAUGAAGCAUAUCUACAAAGAAAAGAAGAGAAACUGCGUAUUCUUGAGGAACAGGUAAAAGAAAUAAAAGAGGAAGAAAAGAAUUCCAAAGAAUUUACAAAAUAUUUAUAUGAUUAUUAUAACCGCACUGGACGAGAUUAG
This is a messenger RNA of Cinara cedri, 3245 nucleotides long. Lineage: Eukaryota; Metazoa; Arthropoda; Insecta; Hemiptera; Aphididae. The record is from the annotation of a GenBank genome assembly.